Molecule: messenger RNA, 810 nt
Organism: Ilyonectria robusta
Lineage: Eukaryota; Fungi; Ascomycota; Sordariomycetes; Hypocreales; Nectriaceae
Exons: 2
Coding region: 63-692 (209 amino acids)
Source: RefSeq, a predicted model, not a curated record
CUCGAUCAAUAUCUGAUCCAUCUCGACAUCCUUACCAAGAGCUGCAUCCGUUCCUCUCCACCAUGGACUUCAGAAGCCCCUUUACCUGGUACACCGUGCACCUCAUGUGCAUUCUGUCCCAUUCCGCUCUUUUCCUGGCCGGAUCCGCUGGAAUUGCCAUCGGAAUCGAAUAUGAUGUCGUGUUCUCAAGUGGCGUUGCUGGUCUAAUGGGAAUGUUUGCCACGAUUGUCAAUGGUAUUUACCUAGCAAUGUAUUCGCCACUUACAGAGCGCACCACCGCCACUACCGAUAAGGCUUUCGACGAGUCUACCGACGAGGCCACCGACGAGGCAACCGAAGAGGUCCCCGAUCAAGCCACGAUCGAGAUCCGCCGCUUCAAGAGCAAACUCGGGCUUGUUAUUUUUACUCUUUUCAACUGCAUUUUCACCAUCGGUUCUGAUUUCGCGUUUGCCGGAAUCACGGGCGUGCGAGCGCAUGAGCAAGAGAGCAUCACGCUUGUUGUACUGUGUGUAAUUGCAGUCAUAGCUGGGUAUGUUCUUCAAACACUACCGCGAAAAUUGUAUGCUGAUUUGAUAUGUUCUAGAAUCACCGUUCUUCUCGCCAAUACAGUAGAUGUACUCAGAAUUUAUUAUCUGUUUACGGAAAAAGAGCAAGAAUAUUUUGAGCUAAAAGAUAUGGAAGUGCAUGUGUAGGCUUUUAACUACAUGAGUUGUGUGAUGAUGAUGGUGUAUAAUAUUGUAUUUUCACAUGUCAAGAUAUCAAGAGCUUCAAAGCAUAGCUACAGUUUUCUUUUAUAUUUGCACAUUUUAC